AUGCCUGCUAUGCCAGGUGACCAGCAAGUAGACCACUGUCAGUCUCAAAGUCAAGAAGAGUGUUAUGACUGUAGAAUUGGAGAUGGGAAGUCUUCGGUGGUAGACAUUGGUGUCAAGUGUAAAGGAAGCAAAGAAGAGUUUACAGAACCAGAGAAAGUCCAUUUCAGAUUCAAUGGGACGUUCUACAUAUUUAGUGAUGACAAUCUAAUCAACGUUUGUUUUGGGGAGCCGGUUACAACUACUGAAGAUUCAUUUAAUGACGGGGAGCAACCAGAAAAAGCGAGUGAGUUGGCUGUUCACUUAGAUGAGCCAGAAUGCAGUGAGAAAAAGCCAGCACCUACCACUGGUGGGGAUUCUAGUGAUGUUAGUAGUUCUGGAGAUGCUGGUGAUGAACGGAGAGGUGAUGAAGACGGUGGACGGAGAAGAGGUGAUGGAGAUGGAAGAAAAGGCCAAUCUUCUACACAAGGAGAGGAGGAGGAGUUAAAAGAGGAGGAGGAGGCGAUGAAAGACACAGAUGAAAAGGUGGAGGGAAAUGAGAAAGACGCAGAGGAAAAGGUGGAAGAGGAUUACAGAGAGGAAAAGGAUGAGGACAAGGAACAGCAGCAGGAGAAUCUUAAUAGUCCGGCCUACAUUUCGAAGUGUCUGAAGGCAGUUAUGGAAAAUCUAAGAGAUCCUAAAAAUGGUGUAUGUAAUCAGCAAACAGAAUUUACCAGACGAGGCGACUCCUUUCUGAAGCAUUUACGGCAAUGUCAUCUGGGACGCACUGCAUGCGAGGAUUGCCUUUUGAUCUUGCAUGCUUUUGAAUAUCUUGUGUCAAGUACACCAGAUGCUUUCCCAUUUUACAAGGAUUAUAAAAGAGCAAGAAACAAGGAAGAAAGGUACCUAACUAUAUUAAAAUGGCUAUUAAAGAAUCUUCCAGAGAAGAAACUACAGAUGGAAGCAUGUUGUGAAGAUCUCAAGGGAAUGCGUUUCAGCAGUGGUCAGGGGGCCCGACCCAAGAAAAAGUUCAAAGAAGCAGAGAGUAGCAAUAAAGCUAUGGCUAUGGAAACUACUCCUUCCCCAGACAUCGACCCAGUGGGAAAUGGUAUAUUCCCCGGUCCUAGAGGUGGUCAUGUGUUGAACCGUCGACCAGCAGGUGUUAUUUAUGGCGAUCAGGAAACAUGCCGUAACAAAAUUUGUGAUUGGAAUCACAACCAUGAUGCAACUGAUGGUGAAAUCAAUGAUGGCGUUAUCUUUAAUAAAGUAAGGUUUUCAUUAUUUAAUAAUAAUAAUAUGUAAUUGAAAAAUUAUCUCUUGAUAAAAUGAUAACUUUUGAAUAAUAUAUGAAACCAGAAGAAUAGAGCAUUUGGCUAAGUGAUUAGAUUACUGCUAUUCAUAAUGUAGACCCUGGUUCAUGACCUAGCUACUGCAUCAAGUUUUGAAGCCUUUUUUUUUUUUUUAUAGAUUUUUUAUUUGGCCAUCAUAGGUAUAAAAGAGAAUAAUUGAAAGAAUUAAUGGAUAGGUGCAUAAAUGAAAUGAAUGAUUUAAUGAACAAAUAAAUGGUUGUUAUAUUCUACUAUCCCACAGGAAUUAACUUCAAGUUAUAUUG
Messenger RNA from Anneissia japonica, 1588 nucleotides. RefSeq lists its product as uncharacterized. The record is from RefSeq and is a predicted model, not a curated record. Bases 1 to 1278 code for a protein of 425 amino acids. The transcript has 4 exons. NCBI's taxonomy places the organism in Eukaryota, Metazoa, Echinodermata, Crinoidea, Comatulida, Comatulidae.